Messenger RNA from Eubalaena glacialis (North Atlantic right whale), 318 nucleotides. RefSeq names its product serum basic protease inhibitor-like. Lineage: Eukaryota; Metazoa; Chordata; Mammalia; Artiodactyla; Balaenidae. The record is from RefSeq and is a predicted model, not a curated record. Bases 1 to 318 code for a protein of 105 amino acids. The transcript has a single exon. Gene Ontology annotation, molecular function: serine-type endopeptidase inhibitor activity.
AUGAAGAUGAGCCAGCUCUGCCUCUCUGCAUCCCUUCCUGUCCUCCUGGGCACCCUGGCGGCUGGCACCCAGAGGGAUGAAACCAGCACCCCUGCCCAAGCCCCGCAGCCUGCCUUCUGCCUGGAGCCUCCCUACAUGUGUCCCUGCAGGGCCCUGUUCUUCAGGUACUUCUACAAUGCCAGCUCCAGGCUCUGCAAGACCUUUGCUUACGGCAGAUGCAGAAGGAAGCAGAACAACUUCCUGGAUAAGGAGGACUGCAUCAGCACCGGCAGUGGCUUCAACAGGCCCCAGAAGAGCAGGGCAACUGUGCUCCCCUGA